Molecule: messenger RNA, 255 nt
Organism: Rotaria socialis
Lineage: Eukaryota; Metazoa; Rotifera; Eurotatoria; Philodinida; Philodinidae
Source: the annotation of a GenBank genome assembly
AUGUCACAAGCUAGAUUCGACCAAGCUGCCGCAGACGUAAAAAAUCUAAGUAAAAAACCAUCGGAUGAUGAACUACUACAACUUUACGGUCUUUUCAAACAAGCAACUAUUGGCGACAAUAAUACCACCCGACCAGGUAUGCUUGAUCUUAAAGGCAAAGCUAAAUGGGACGCUUGGGAUAAAAACAAGGGCAAAGGCAAAGACGUUGCUCAACAAGAAUACGUCGCUUUCGUACAAACGCUUCAAGCCAAAUAA